UGCGCGAGCGCAGUAGCAGGUCCUCUUAGGAAAGUGGAUGUACACACAAUGUACUUCGGUCUUGCUCUUCAAAACGAACAUUCCUACAAAUUUUACGAUACAUUUCUCUAACUAUUGUGCAGUAUCGGCCUACUGACCAGUUUGUUUUUAUCAGGGUUAGACUCAAAGACUCGUUUUUUUGGCAUCUUCUGUGCACAGUAAUCACUGCUCAAUGUAAAAUUUAUUCUUACGUGAGUAAGUUCGACUUGCUCAAAACCAUGAGGAUUGUUACAUGGAACAUAAAUGGCAUAAGGACGUUAAAAGGUGGAAUUAAAAAGGCUCUUGACUCAUUGGAUGCUGACAUUGUCUGUGUCCAGGAAACAAAAGUGACGAGAGAUUUACUUGACGAAAGGACAGCGGUUGUAGAGGGCUACAACUCCUAUUUCAGCUUCAGUCGUGGGCGCAGUGGUUAUUCAGGGGUUGCAACAUAUUGUAAAGACAGCGCCUCACCAUUUUCUGCAGAAGAAGGUCUGACAGGCCUGUUGAACACCAGCCAUGAGGGUACUGUUGGCAGUUAUGGGAACCAGAGAGAGUUUUCCAGUGAGGAAUUGCAGCUGUUGGACAACGAGGGGCGGGCUGUCAUUACACAGCACAAAGUCAUGUUUGAAAACCAGCCUCAGACACUUACAGUUGUCAAUGUAUACUGCCCACGGGCAGACCCAGAGAAGCCAGAGCGGAAGCAGUUCAAACUGCAGUUCUACAAGCUGCUCCAGCAUCGGGCAGAGGCCAUUCUGAAGGCUGGAAGCCAUGUGAUCGUGUUGGGGGAUGUGAAUACUGCUCACCGACCUGUCGAUCACUGUGACCCUGAUGACAUCAAUGAUUUUGAAGGUAAUCCGGGUAGAAAGUGGCUGAAUGGCUUCCUCCUUAAUGAUGGUGAGGAAGAUGAUGUUGAGGGUGAUGACAAUUCUUGCGAGAACAAAACUGGAAAGUUUGUGGAUACGUUCCGUCAUUUCCAUCCCAAGCGCACCAAUGCCUUUACGUGCUGGUCCACUCUCACUGGAGCACGGCAGACCAACUAUGGCACACGCAUUGACUACAUCUUUGCCGACUCCCUGUUGGUCAAGGGCCAGUUUGUGGCUGCAGACAUCAUGCCAGAGAUGGAGGGGUCAGAUCACUGCCCUGUGUGGGGGCACCUCAGCUGCUCCCUCCUGCCAAGCUCCAAGCUACCCCCCCUCUGUACCCGCCACCUGCCUGAGUUUGCUGGCAAGCAGCAGAAACUCUCCCGCUUUCUGGUCAAAGUAGAAAAGCAGGCUGCCAAGGAAACCUCCAGAGAUCAAGCCCCGCUGCCCAGCUCUCAAGAGGCAGGAGAGACCCAGGAGAACCUGAUUCCUCAAGGAUCUGGGAACAGGUGUGGGAUGAAACGGACUCCGACAGAAGAGUCUGGACUUUCCAAGGGAAAAAAGAGUAAGACAGUGAAGGCUCCCUUAAAGGCUCCCUCAAAACCUCAGGGCAGCCUGCUUGCCUUUUUCAAGCCCAAAUCCACACAGGUGGUCCCACCCAUGCAGGCCUCUGUGAGCCAGUGUAUCAAGAACUCUGAGAAAACUGAGGUCAGAGAAGGACAAGCUACAGGGCCAGAUGGACCCUCGGUCAACAGCAUGGAUCCUGAAGGUGCUCAAUCUGUCUGUUUGGGUAAAAGAGAUCCACCCCCCUUCAGCACCCCACAGGACACUGUUGAUCGUCAGAAGCAGGGGCCGGAUAAGCCCCUGACCUCAGCCUCAACAGUAGAACCAUGUGUAAAGGGGGCUCCACUAGGCUUUUGGAAGACAGUUCUGCAUGGCCCCCCCCAACCUCCACCCUGCAAGACUCACAGGGAACCCUGCGUGCUCCGCACCGUCAAGAAGGCAGGACCAAACAUGGGCAGGCAGUUCUUCGUGUGUGCCCGCCCUCAGGGACACACCUCCAACCCAGAGGCUCGCUGUAACUUCUUUGCAUGGGUGGACAAAGGAAAAUAGCGCUGUGUCUAUAUCUACUGUAGGGACAUAAAGAUUUUCCUGACUGAAUAAGCAUCCUGCUCAGAAACAAAUUGUCCAACUCCAAAUUGUCACUAGUAAGAUAUUUUUUAUUUGUUUAUUUGUUUUGUUUUUGUCUUUAGAAUAAACUCUUUAUUUUUGAAAUGUU
Molecule: messenger RNA, 2157 nt
Organism: Osmerus eperlanus (European smelt)
Lineage: Eukaryota; Metazoa; Chordata; Actinopteri; Osmeriformes; Osmeridae
Gene: apex2
Product: APEX nuclease (apurinic/apyrimidinic endonuclease) 2
Exons: 6
Coding region: 258-1991 (577 amino acids)
Biological process (GO): base-excision repair
Cellular component (GO): nucleus
Molecular function (GO): phosphoric diester hydrolase activity; endonuclease activity; double-stranded DNA 3'-5' DNA exonuclease activity
Source: RefSeq, a predicted model, not a curated record